GUCAGAUCAAACUAUUUUAUAUUCAAUAUGUAAAUAUUAUACGAGUUAUAAUAAAUUGUUAAUACUAUUUUUAAAAUUUUGUUAGUUCAUUAAUGUCUUGAAGUAAAAUAAUAGUUUUAUUAUUUUAAUUAUAAACGUGGCAACCUGUUUGUCAUUCAAGAUUUCUUCUAUGCAUUUAUCAUCUGCUAUUCACUAUGAAUGUAUAUAGAGUAUUUACUGCCCACUUUCACAUUUCUGUGUAUUUUUAUUUCGAACGUAAAUCGAAGAAGAUACUUUUCAUUUCGACCUAAUGAUAUAAUAGAUUUAUGUAAGUUAUACGGUAUACAUGUAAUGAGAAAUAUAUAGUUUCAACAUCAAUAAAAACAUCAACCGUUUACUUUCAUUUUUAUUACAAUGUACUUAUAUUAUCAUCGCUCGAUUUACUUUAUUGUUUAUGGGGGAGAUAGGGACAAAAUAAACAAAGAUCUGUACUUGAUUUUUAUAUUGGAUACUUUAAGCAGGCCCGGAGUAGGCCUAUUUGGAGUAAAAUUUGACAAACAAAACACAAAAAAAUAUCAGGUUUCUAGCUGUGAAUCAAGUGAAUCUAUUUUUAAAUGAUUGUAAAAUAAUUAUUUUAUAACUAAUUUUUUUUCUUUUUUGUUUUUAUUUAAUAUUUUAAACACGUGUAUAUGUAACGUGGCCCAACUUAUUUAUAUGAAACUUUCUUAUUCUUGUUAUAGUUUUCUUUGUUCGUGUUAGGAUUAACUAUGGUAUGUAAAUUCGCCUACUACACACAAAUAAAAACGAAAGUAGGUUAAAUAUAUGAUCUCAUAUUUCAUGGCGAAUGCAUCAACCGUGUAAAUAUUGAACUGCCAUUUUUAUAAAUGCAUAUCGUACUUUAUGUUCCAUUAAUUUCAUUAACAUAAAAAAAUUUUGUAUUUGUUUGAAUAAUUUUAACAAAAACAUGUCCAAAUGUCUCAAGGUCAUUUUUUAAUAAAACACAAUAGAUCGCGCAACACUGUUGAGUCUAGCAGCUUGAUCUCGUUAUAGUCAGGACCGUAUUCUAUAAUAAAAUUUAUUUAUUUAUUUAUUCGAUUUAGUGUUCAGCGAUUAGAUUUUUUUAUCGUUGGUUUUUAUAAAUAAAGCAAAAUUUUUAAAAACAAUAUAUCUACGGUUACAAGCAAAAAAUAGAAAUGAUCACGUGUUUAUCAUUCCUUUGAGACCAAUACAAAUACUACAUCAAAUUUUAUUGCUUUAUGUAGUAAAACAUAUUUUUAUCAAUGAAAAUUUCGUAAUAACACAAUCGACGAUUAUUAUAUAUAUUUCUCUUGGUAAAACACUUAAAAACAGAAUUUAACUAUAAAAAUAAUUUGCCAAUUUCAAAAAAGAAGAUAAAACUAAUAAGGAGCACUUAAAUGAAUCGACUAUAAAGCGAUACCUUGACCUACUGCAAUUUAAAAACAAUUCUCCAAGUCUUGCAUCAGUUCAAUAUGUAAUAUAAUGUGGUGCAAUCCCGAACGCGUUUCUACAAGAUGGAUGGAAGUAAAUAGAUAAGAAUCUGAGAAUUUUUUACGUAUUAAAAUUCAUUACUAUUUCAUAAAGAAUACAAGAAUUAUGGCCGUUAAAAUAUUUUUUUAAAUAUUUAAAUUUUUCUCAGUGUAUUCUGUUAUAUACAUAAUAAUUGUACGCGUCAACGGAUUUUCGCCUCUAUUGAUUAGUGGUUCUAUGACGAUGUAACAUAAUCUUCUUUUUUUAUUUGAGACAAAGGACAGUGGUAACUCACGAUAUUUAAUUUAAUGUGUAAAAAUUUAUUCUUGGAACUAUCAAUUAACAAGAUAUGUAUUUAUAAAAUUGAAUUAAAAUUCCUUGAAUGAAUUUAUUACCACAGACUAUAAGAACCACAGAUAUACAUUGACAUUUAAGUCAUGCUGCUAAUUAAUAGGCAAAUUUUCGUGAUCAACCCGUGGAAAAAACGGUGUUUUAUGACCAUCAAUAUCUAAUAUAGAAAAAUGCGGGCCCGGCUUUUAAAAAAGUUGAAACGAUGAUAAAUUUUAAUUAAUUUGAAAAAUACCAAUACCAUGUAUAUUCGAGUUACGAUAUUUAUACACCAAUUCAAUCUCUAAAAAUUUUAGUUGAUAUAAAUUUGUGGUUUAAGUGUGAAGGUAACAAACUACAAAAAUAUUCUCUAGUUGGGACAUCCUUUAUAUCCUCGGUUAUUUCCAAGGCGAGAGAAAUGUUGCAAACCUUGUCUAGACUGCAGAACUGAUCUUAACGAUAAAGUUUUAUUGUUAAUACAAUCAUUAAACUCAAUUAACUAGUCGUUAAAGUUGUUAUAAAAUUUUAUAAUCGAUUCGGAAUGUUUAUAAUUCCAAUUAAUUUAUUUUAUGAAUAAUUAUUAGAAGAUUUGACCUAUUUAUAGUUAGCUAGUUAUUUCUAGUUUUUUGUUAUACAUUAUUUUCAUUCAUUUGAAAACAUCCUGAAUUCAGUGGCGUAGUUAUUUUUUUUAUAAAUUUCAAAUUACUUUUAACUUAACUUCAAAUUUUAUAUAUAUUUCGAAUCUAAAUAAAUCACCUUGUAUAUCACUUUUAUUUUUCCAAUAAACAAUCAUAAAUUCGUCAAAUAUAUCAAUUUCAGUGAAAACAAAAUAAAGCGCUACCCAGAGUAUUAUUAAUAACCACACGAAUGAAGUAACUUAAAUACAGUUCUACUAUGUUGCCAAUUUUAACUAUCCAUCAGGGAUACUUGAAAUAAUUAUUUCAAAUGGAUAUAAAAUAUGUCUUAUGUUUAUUAUAGGGCUACUAUGCCUUCAAUACGAUGUUUUAUAUUCUUCUUUUUACAAAUUCAAUGGGUUUUGAGUAUACAGCUGCAGUCAUUUGAAAUACCAUUGCAUGGAGACGGUGAUUGCGCUUUGAUAUUAGAAGGUCCUGGUAGAAGUAGUAGUUUUGAUUAUUCUUUCAAUCUAUUACGUGGAAGUACUUCAAAUUACGAUGGUUCUAGUACGUGUAUAACGUAUCAAGCAGUUAAUGCGGCUUAUUUGGACGCCAGAAAAAGGAUACGUAUCGCUCCACCAGAUGAUGCCGAGAAGAAGAAUGAAUAUGUCGCAAGUAUUGGUGAAUUGGUUUUUGACAUUUCUAUGAAUUUAGCAAAAACUUACGGUUUGAGUUACGAGGAAAUAGAAAAAGGUCUACCUUUGAUAGAUACUAGCAAAACUUUAAUAAGUGAAGUAUGUCCUGCAUUUUUAUCAAACGUAGAAUGUAGGGCUGGUAAAUACAGAAGACUAGAUGGACUUUGUACCAACAUCGAACAUCCAACGUGGGGAGCUAGUCACACACCUUUCACCAGAUUAUUAGGUCCAGUUUAUGCCGAUGGUAUCCAAGCUCCUCGUAUAGGAAUAUCUGGGAGGCAGUUACCAUUAGCCAGAGUUGUAUCCAGAACCAUGCAUCCAGACGAAGGAUAUCACGACCAUGCUGGUACAGUAAUGAUCAUAGCUUGGGGGCAGUUUAUGGACCACGAUUACACUCUACAGGGUACACCGUUAGAUCCUAAAAAUAAGAAUGAUCCAGAAGAAUGUUGCGGUAGACCACAGCAUUUGAAACAUCCGUAUUGUAACGAAAUCUACGUACCGAAAGACGAUUUUUUCUAUAAAUUGUUCAAAGUGAAUUGUAUAGAUUUCGUGAGAACAUUCCCGGCCCCUAGACCUGGAUGUAGAUUAGGUUCUAAGGUUCCUUUCAACACGCUUACUGCCGUUCUAGACGGUAAUACCGUUUAUGGGGUUACAGAAUACCAUAACAAUAAAUUGAGAACGUUUAACGGUGGUUUAUUAAGAAUGCAUCCUGCUUUUGAACAUUUUGGCCUUAAGGAUCUGUUACCACUAAAACUGGAGUAUCCCGAUGAAGGAUGUACUAGACCUAAUUCUUCUAUGUACUGUUUUGAAGCCGGUGAAGUUAGAGUGAACGAACAAUUAGUUUUAACUUGUAUGCAUACUUUAAUGGCUCGCGAACAUAAUAGAUUAGCUCGCGGUUUGGCUGAAGUUAAUCCGCAUUGGGAUGACGAAACUCUUUUCCAAGAAGCUAGACGUAUCAAUAUAGCUUUUAUUCAACAUAUAACUUAUAACGAAUUUUUACCUAUUCUACUCGGAAAAGAUGUAAUGGAAAAAUUCGGUUUGCUUUUGCAGAAAGAAGGUUACUGGAAUGGUUAUGAUCCCAACGUAAAUCCAGGAGUUAUCGACGCUUUUGCGUCGGCAGCGUUCAGAUUCGGACAUUCUUUAUUACCAACAGCAGUAGAAAGAUGGAGUAAAGCACAUAAAUUCAUCGCAUCGAAACGUUUGUCCGAUUUGAUCCGAAGACCGCACGAUCUGUUCCGAGCUGGUAUAUUCGACGAAUACGUCAUGGGUUUGAUGAACCAAGUAGCUCAAGCUAUGGACGAUUCCAUAACUCAAGAAGUAACCAAUCAUUUGUUCAAAAAAGUCGGAGGGCGAUUCGGUAUGGAUUUGGUCAGUUUCAAUAUGCAAAGAGGCCGGGAAUUUGGGAUACCUGGGUAUAUGGAAUACAGGAAAUUCUGCGGGUUACCUUGGUCCGAUAGAUUCGAAGAUCUUUUCGGAGCUAUGCCUAACGACACCGUCAGAAAAUAUUCGUCAAUAUUUGAACACCCAGCUGAUGUAGAUCUAUGGUCAGGUGGGGUAUCGGAAAAACCGUUACCGGGAAGUAUGCUAGGCCCGACUUUUGCUUGUAUAAUUGCGACACAAUUUAGUUAUUCACGAAGGGGAGACAGAUUUUGGUACGAAUUACCUAAUCAACCUUCGUCUUUUACACCUGAACAACUACAGGAAAUUAGAAAAGUCAAAUUAGCGAGGAUAAUAUGCGAUAAUACGGAUCUGAUAGACACCAUUCAAUUAUAUCCUAUGGUGUUACCAGAUCACGAAAUUAAUCCACGCGUUCCGUGCAAAUCUGGUAUAAUCCCCAGUUUAGAUUUAGCGAAAUGGGCGGAAUUUCCACGUGAACACGCGUUUCCAUUAAACGAUAUUUUAGGCAAAUAAAAUGAAAAUUAUGAAAUUAUUUAAUUUAGGGUUUAAAUGUACAGCUGCCAUUGUAAUUAUUUAUUUAUUAACGUGUACCAGAGGAUGAGAAUCGGACUACCAGAACCACGAAACAGUGCCAAGAACAGAGUAGCUUAAGACGGUCCUGUAACUUGUUGCAUUUUUGUAGAUUCCAAGAAACUUUUAUAUAUUUUUUUAAAUAAAUUGCAAAUUUUCU
Messenger RNA from Diorhabda sublineata, 5231 nucleotides. Its product is annotated as peroxidase. The coding region runs from base 2753 to 5014 and encodes 753 amino acids. Gene Ontology annotation, biological process: response to oxidative stress. The record is from RefSeq and is a predicted model, not a curated record. Lineage: Eukaryota; Metazoa; Arthropoda; Insecta; Coleoptera; Chrysomelidae. The transcript is spliced from 13 exons. Gene Ontology annotation, molecular function: heme binding; peroxidase activity.